Molecule: messenger RNA, 574 nt
Organism: Brassica oleracea var. oleracea
Lineage: Eukaryota; Viridiplantae; Streptophyta; Magnoliopsida; Brassicales; Brassicaceae
Product: transcription factor TRY-like
Exons: 3
Coding region: 122-358 (78 amino acids)
Biological process (GO): cell differentiation
Cellular component (GO): nucleus
Molecular function (GO): transcription cis-regulatory region binding
Source: RefSeq, a predicted model, not a curated record
UCUCCAACAAAGCCCACUCUCUCUUUCUCUCUAGAUACAAGAUAGUAUAAUAAAAGAGUUUGCCACCUCUCUUCUCUGCUCUCUCUUCAGUUUCUCAUACUUUCCUCUUCCACCUCCAUUGAUGGAUUCAACGUAUCGACGUCAGCGUCACAACUCUGAAGAAGUGUGUAGCGUAAAGUGGGAUUUCAUCAAAAUGAGCCAACAGGAGGAAGAUCUCAUCUUAAGAAUGUACAGACUCGUAGGCGAUAGGUGGGAAAUAAUAGCAGGAAGAGUACCGGGAAGAAAAGCUGUGGAGAUAGAGAGAUAUUGGAUCAUGAGAAACAACACACAUUUCUUGCCUCCAUCUUCCAAAUUUUAACCUCCUUCUUGUGCUGUGCCUCCCAUGUUUGUUUUAAGUGUUAUAUUUUCAUUUCCAAAACUAAAAACUAGAUGAGGAAAUUAUGUGUGAGUCAAUGCGUGUUGGUGGCUUUGGCCUUUACCUAAUCUCAUCAAACCGGAUUAAAUGCUCGGAAUUUAAUAACAGAACAAAUCUACGUAUCUGUAGAAGUUUCUGUUGACUUAAGUUGAACUUGCA